AACCAACCUCUCGUUUCCAUAUAAACACCUUUUUCUCUCUCUCUCUCUCUCCCUUCACUUCAGCUCUCUCAACUCAACUCAACUCAACGCAACCAACUCUUCUUCUCUUCCCUUCUCAAUUUUCCAUCCACGGUUCUUCGAUAUGAGUUCCAAGAUCUGCAGAUCUAUUUCCGGAGCCGCCAGGUCCAUCCUCGCUGCUUCCCGCACCUCUCGCGCUUAUUCCACUGGAGGCAGAGCCGCGGCUUCCGCAGCAGCAGUAUCGCUACGAGAAAGGUUGCCUUCUCUUGCUUCAAUCUAUAAGAAUGCUGGAUCUGGAUACGCAUCUAGAGAAUGGAUUUCAGGACUGCUUGCUCUUCCUGCUGGAGUUUUCAUGCUCCAGGAGCAGGAAGCACAUGCCGCAGAGUUCGAGCGCACGUUUAUAGCCAUCAAGCCUGAUGGUGUACAAAGAGGGCUGAUAUCAGAAAUCAUAUCCCGUUUCGAGAGGAAAGGGUUUAAACUCGUAGGCAUUAAAGUUAUUGUCCCAUCAAAGGAAUUUGCUCAGAAGCAUUAUCACGAUCUGAAGGAAAGACCCUUCUUUAAUGGCCUCUGCGAAUUUCUUAGCUCUGGCCCCGUCAUUGCAAUGGUUUGGGAAGGCGAGGGAGUGAUCAGAUAUGGACGAAAACUUAUUGGAGCAACAGAUCCACAGAAAUCUGAGCCUGGUACCAUUCGAGGAGAUCUAGCUGUUGUAGUUAGCAGGAACAUCAUCCAUGGAAGCGAUGGGCCAGAGACUGCAAAGGAUGAGAUCAACUUGUGGUUCAAGCCAGAGGAAUUGGUUAGCUACACAAGCAAUGCAGAGAAAUGGGUCUAUGGAGAUAACUGAUGAGUUUUCCUAUCCCUUUUUUCUUUUUUCUUUCUUCUUGUCAUUCUUCCUUUGGGUUUGGGUUUGGGUUUUAAUUUACUCGAGCUUUGGCAACAGUACCCGUGAAGAGAAGAGCGUCGGGUAUUUUCAUAAUUGUGCCGAUAAAAUAAUGCGCUGAGCCCAAGCUAUAUGAAUGGCUCAUUGAUAUAUAUGCUUACCAAAGCAUAACAAUUUUCUUAGAGAGUUUUACCACAAUAAACAAACAGUUGAAUAGUAUAAUAACUUACUUAGUUGCUGAUAUAUAUAUAAAUAUAUUAUCCCAUAAUUUUGAUUCUUCAUUA
Messenger RNA from Cucumis sativus (cucumber), 1179 nucleotides. Its product is annotated as nucleoside diphosphate kinase 3. Lineage: Eukaryota; Viridiplantae; Streptophyta; Magnoliopsida; Cucurbitales; Cucurbitaceae. Gene Ontology annotation, biological process: GTP biosynthetic process; UTP biosynthetic process; CTP biosynthetic process. Bases 143 to 859 code for a protein of 238 amino acids. The transcript is spliced from 7 exons. Gene Ontology annotation, molecular function: nucleoside diphosphate kinase activity. The record is from RefSeq and is a predicted model, not a curated record.